AUGCGUACGCAGUCCGCAAGCGCUGCUAUAGACGACGCUUCCAUCAGCACUUUGGAUACGCUCAUACCAGGAGUCAGCUGGACCACAUUUCUGAACGAGAUUAUUGGAUCUAGACCAUUGUUCAAGGUUCAUUCGAAGACAACAAUAUUAAUACGGUCGAUGAACUACAUUCGCUACGUGGCUAGUUUGAGGCAAGGAUCCAAAAAUGUCCGGGCUGUUAACUACAUUGGCUGGCGACUGCUUCAUCUCUUUGGGCGGCAUGCGUCCAGACAGCUGGGCCAUUACGAAGACACUUUCAAAGACGUUAAGAACACGCGUCGCAUGUACGGGCGGGAGUGCCUGAUGGUGACCAAUGAUGUUAUGCCCAUGGCUGUCGGUAGAGUCUACGUGGAAGCGCACGCUCAAAUCAAGACUUUCAUUCAGGUCAACGCCAUGAUACGAAGUAUACUCUUCAGCUUCAAACAUAUGCUGUCGGAAGCAUCGUGGAUUCUUGGAGGAGAGCUCCAGACUGCCUUUGCCCAUAUUGAUGGAAUCCGAACGAUGGUCGGCAUCCCACCUUGGAUUGCAAACGAUGCACUUCUCACAGAAUACUACAGUGAUCGGAUGAUCGAUCCCUACAGUAAUUCCAUCCUUGAGCUGCUACUUAACGCCACCGCUCACGUCGCGAGGAAACGCUUUGUGACCCUCGGCAUCCAAGAAAUCAUUCUAUCUGCCAGAAUAGUGGACCUGAACCUGCACAGGUUCAACCCGCGUGAAUCUCUCCUGUACGAUGUCGUGGACAACGUUAUUCUCCUACCGACUGGUGUUCUGCAGCCACCGUACUUCGACCCGAACGUACCGUACGCUCUAAACUACGGCGGACUGGGCGUGCUGCUUCUGCACGACAUAUUCACCGAAUUCUUCCGUUUCUACUUCGAUAUCCUCAACAACAAGUGGAGGUCGAAAGUGAAAUGCAUCAAUGAUGUAGUAUACAGCCAGAAGCAAGACAGGAGCGGUGGAAUUGAAGGAGAACGAGAUACAUUGACAGCAGCCUUCACAAUGAUGAUGCUACGUCUUGCGUAUAACGCGUAUCACGACUACAUGGAUGUCGACGAAGACGACGUCCUGCCCGCAGGGGUCAAUCCUGAUCAAAUGUUCUUCCUCUCGGCAGUCAGGACCAUGUGUUCCCUAACACGCGACAAACACUGGGCGAAGCUCAUGAAGGGAGGUACGGUCGCGAAUAAUCGGUUACCGCUUCUAGAGAAGAUAGGACUGGCCCUGCAGGGCUUAGAAGAACUCCACGAUGCGUUCCACUGUAGCAGAGAUAAAAGAGGCGAGUUCUACAUGUGCUUCGAGGACGAUCCCGUCAUAGGCGAACGGCAACCCAUUUGA
This is a messenger RNA of Ornithodoros turicata, 1371 nucleotides long. Its product is annotated as endothelin-converting enzyme-like 1. Gene Ontology annotation, biological process: proteolysis. The coding region runs from base 1 to 1371 and encodes 456 amino acids. The record is from RefSeq and is a predicted model, not a curated record. Gene Ontology annotation, cellular component: plasma membrane. Gene Ontology annotation, molecular function: metalloendopeptidase activity. Lineage: Eukaryota; Metazoa; Arthropoda; Arachnida; Ixodida; Argasidae. The transcript has 2 exons.